Messenger RNA from Oldenlandia corymbosa var. corymbosa, 207 nucleotides. The record is from the annotation of a GenBank genome assembly. Lineage: Eukaryota; Viridiplantae; Streptophyta; Magnoliopsida; Gentianales; Rubiaceae.
AUGGAAGAAGACAAUGUGAGAAGAGAGAACGAUAUUGGUUCUUUGAGAGGAUCUUACACUCCAAGUGAAGAAGAGGUACCUCUCACCAUUAUUCUCGGAGGAGAAUCGCAAGUCCUAAACGUGGAGCCAAUUCUUACAAUCCAUCCAGAGCCGCAUGAACAAGGGGUUCACAAAUCUGACAAGCUACGCAACCCGCUGGGUUUUUGA